This is a messenger RNA of Papilio xuthus (Asian swallowtail), 1223 nucleotides long. RefSeq lists its product as uncharacterized. Gene Ontology annotation, molecular function: protein binding. NCBI's taxonomy places the organism in Eukaryota, Metazoa, Arthropoda, Insecta, Lepidoptera, Papilionidae. The transcript has 2 exons. The coding region runs from base 266 to 1162 and encodes 298 amino acids. The record is from RefSeq and is a predicted model, not a curated record.
UCUUUGAGCAAUGAUGGCAGAUUUGGCGGAACAUAAUAAUAGAUAUUGUUAAAAAACGAUCCAUAUAAAUCGAUUCUUAGGGCUCCAUCGUAAUAAUUAAAUAACAUAUUAUAUCUAUGAUUACGAUUUAAAGUAUCGAUACAAUACAACUGUAUCUGGAUCGCUUAUUUGCCUUAAUUAAAGGCACAAUAUUUUAAAUCUUAUUUGCAGUUGAGGUUUAAACUUUAGUAUAUCUAUAUUUCUCCUAAGUCCUAAGACUGAAAACAUGUUAAAUGUAACAGAAGUGAAUAAACGUGACAAUUGGCUAGAGUUAAAAGUUGAAAUAGAGAACAAUGCAAAGAGUACUUCUACAAAGACUGAACAUGAUAUAAAUUCAUCAUUAAAAAUUUGUUUAAAAGUGUUACAGACAAAGACGAGAGACAUACUAAAACAAACACAACAAUAUCCAUAUCAAAAUGUAUUUGCUCCACAAAAACAAGUUGAAUUUUACGAGGCAAACAUUCUACUACUAUUUAAAUUUGUGAAAACUAACACUAAUGAUGAAACAAUGUAUUCAAUUAUUUGCAAUAGUAUAGGUUUAGGUCUAUUGGAUAAGGCAUUUUGUACUGACAAUGAUUCUUGGUUCUUGGUCCAUGAGACAACAUCUACAAAAUUGAGCUUCAAUAUUAUUUUCACAACGAGAAUAAUUAAAAGUGAAAAUCCAUUUAAAGCAUUGUAUGAAGAUAUAGAGCUGAUGGACUUCAAACUGGUUGGUGAGGCAGGGUCAGAGGUGAAGGUACAUGGGGCAGUGCUGGCCGCUCAGAGCCCCAGCAUCAUGAAGAUGAUACAAGAAAAAUCUAUCAAGGAUAAUACUAUUGAAUACAGUGGAGUAAAAGAGAAAACUUUGCAAGACUUUAAAUCCUACAUUUACUUGUAUGUUUUGCCGCAAGAAGACAUAGAGCAGUUGUUGCUUUUGGCGUCCAGAGCAACAAUGGCUGAGUUAGAGCGCAAGUGCAUCGGCCAGAUAAUGGCCUCUCUGACUGCUACCAAUGUGUACCGCAUAACUGAAUUUGCUCAACAACAUAAGAUACAUGAUCUAUAUUUGAAUGUUUUAGAAUAUAUUCAAAAGGGUAAAAUUAAAGUAAUUGACAUUAGAAAUAGUUUAAAGCUUUCUAAUGUUUAAUGAAUGCUGUGUGUUAAGUUUUAUAAAGAACAUCUCUGCACAUUGUUCUAUAUCUAUAAUA